AUGAGAAUCACACGGCUUGCAAACAACCUAAGAGUGAUUGCCUUACUAUUAAAUAGUUACGACAUCGAUCUUAUAAUAGCAACACAUAAUCGGUUGCGAAACUCCAUUGCGAGCGGCAAUGAGACCAACAGAGGGUUCCCGUCGGCGGGCAAUAUGCUUGUGCUCGAGUGGGACGACGAGUUGGCGGCCGUAGCCCAGGCACACGCCUCUCAGUGCCUCUUUCAGCACGAUUGCUAUCAAUGCCGCAGAACUGAAAGAUACGCGACUGUGGGUCAGAAUAUAUUCCUAUACCGAACAUCACGUCUAUCGGUGCGAAACAGAUGGCAAUACGCUAUCCAAUGGCAAUACGCUAUCCAGUUGUGGUACGACGAGCUCAGUAUAGCACCCAAUAGUAUUGUCAGUCAGUUUGAGGCCAGUUCUCUCAAUAUCGGCCACUUUACACAAGUUGUGUGGGCUGACACACAAAAGGUCGGGUGUGGAUACGUCUCGUAUGCCGUUCCCAAUUCCAUGUACAAAGUGGCACAACUUUACACCUGUAAUUAUGCACCCGGCGGUAACUACAUAGGCCUACAAACCUAUCGGAUCGGCGCUCCGGCCAGCGAAUGCCCGCACAUGUCUAGACCCUCACACCAUUACAAAGCCCUCUGCAAAGUGUAUCAAAAGACACGAUUUGUUGAAAGCAAAAGAGUGGCGAAUGAAAGGAAGGCAAAAAUAAAAGGAGAGAUAUAUUGUUGGGUAGAAUUGGUAGGACUGGAGGCAGUGGUAGCUCUGGUAGUGUGGAUGUAG
Medioppia subpectinata is the source of this 786-nucleotide messenger RNA. The record is from the annotation of a GenBank genome assembly. Lineage: Eukaryota; Metazoa; Arthropoda; Arachnida; Sarcoptiformes; Oppiidae.